Messenger RNA from Macadamia integrifolia, 3544 nucleotides. RefSeq names its product isoprenylcysteine alpha-carbonyl methylesterase ICME-like. Lineage: Eukaryota; Viridiplantae; Streptophyta; Magnoliopsida; Proteales; Proteaceae. The record is from RefSeq and is a predicted model, not a curated record. The transcript is spliced from 11 exons. Bases 465 to 1865 code for a protein of 466 amino acids.
UCGGAUGCCACAGGGCCACAACAUAGGCAGGCAAACACGUCCAAACUCCAAAGCACUCCAAGCGUAAUCCAAAUCUGAUUCUGAACUCUCCAUACAGAUUAGUCAUUAGACGCAACAAAAUGACGCAAUCACACAGAAGAAUGAAGAAUCUAUCUUUAAACUCCAUCAGUCCUAGCCUUUCUCUCUCCCUCCACGCCUUCACGGUCUGUAUCUCUUGAAUUCUUCUGUCUCAAUUCUUCACUGUAUAUCCCUCGAUGGAGUGAUCCACGAAUUCUUCUCUCUUUCUCUCUCUCUCUAGUCUAUAUCCCUCGAGUUCAAAUCAAGUUCGAGGGAUAUUAUCAAGGUCACUUGCUCUUAUCCCCUCUCCUUUAUCCUCAAAACGAAACGAACCCAAUCAAUUACUAUACAAAGUAAUCCAAAGCGUGUCGACAAAUCCCUCCUUCCCGUCUUACCCAGAUAAAUAAAUGCAGUCUCAGAUCCUCCCAAUCUCUCGUUCUUUUUCCUCUUCUUCUUCGUCGUCUUCUGAUUCUCAUUUGAUGGCGACAAAGACAAUGCCAUUCAGAGGAGAUGAAGAUCAGGAUCGUCUUCUUUUCCCCUCAACAUCGUUUGGGGGUGAAAAGGUCAUGGAGAAGAGACCUCUGCUUUCCCGGGCUUCCAGCUAUACCGGGACCGACGGCAACAACAACAACUUGAACCUGCAGCAGCAGAGGAGGCGGAGGAUCAACAGCGACACCUCUCUUCCGUCUCUUUCUUCUCUACCUGUCCGUCGAUAUUCUUUGAGGCGGGACGUUGGGCACGCUGCUUCCGAGACGUUUUUGCUUACUCGUCUUAGCUUUAAGCUCUUGCGCUAUCUGGGGGUAGGCUACAGGUGGAUCACAAGAUUUCUUGCCCUUGGAUUUUAUGCUAUGCUACUAUUCCCAGGUUUUGUUAAAGUUGGAUAUUACUAUUUUUUCUCAAGUCAGGUCCGUCGUAGUAUAGUUUAUGGGGAUCAACCGAGAAAUAGGCUUGAUCUAUACUUACCUGUAAAUAGUAGUGGGCCGAAGCCAGUUGUGGCAUUUGUGACUGGUGGAGCCUGGAUUAUUGGGUACAAAGCAUGGGGUUCCCUUUUAGGGAAACAGUUAGCAGAAAGAGACAUCAUAGUGGCAUGCAUAGAUUACAGAAAUUUUCCUCAGGGUACCAUCAGUGACAUGGUGAAAGAUGCUUCUCAAGGAAUAUCAUUUGUCUGCAACAAGAUUGCUGAAUUUGGAGGUGAUCCUAACAGGAUCUACUUAAUGGGACAAUCAGCCGGUGCACAUAUUGCUGCUUGUGCUCUCUUGGAUCAGGCAGUCAAAGAAUCUGGGGAAAAAGAAACCGUUUCUUGGAGUGUUUCGCAGAUAAAUGCUUAUUUUGGUAUAUCUGGAGGGUACAAUUUAUCCAACUUAGUGGACCACUUCCAUAGACGAGGUCUGUACCGUUCCAUCUUUCUCAGUAUAAUGGAAGGAGAUGAAUCUUUACAAAGAGUAUCGCCUGAAGUAAUGGUACAAGACCCAAGCAUUAGAAACACAGUUUCUCACCUGCCUCUUAUUGUCCUAUUCCAUGGAACUGGAGAUUAUUCCAUUCCUUCGGAUGCCAGUAAGACGUUUGCAGAUACUCUCCGAAAAGUUGGAGCUAAAGCUGAACUAAUACUAUAUGAAGGAAAAACACACACAGAUUUGUUUCUUCAGGAUCCCAUGAGAGGUGGUAAGGAUGAUCUCCUUGAGGAUAUAGUUGCUGUCAUUCAUGCAGGUGAUGAAGAGGCCCUCGCCAAAGAUACAAUUGCACCUCCUAGGAAACGUCUUGUGCCGGAGUUCAUGUUGAAGUUGGCUAGGAAAAUCAGCCCUUUCUAGGUAAUUUGGCUUUGGAGAUUGGUUUGCCUUAUGGUUUUUCAUGAUUGUGUUGCCGCCUUUCCAUUGCAGAAAAAUAUUGAAUAUUGUGCUCAUGAAUGUAAUAUUAAAAAAAUUAAAAAAAAUCUUACUAGCCAUGCUUUUGGAAAUUUAAUCACAUCAAAACUUACAUGUCUUCUUUAAAAAAAAAAAAAAUCAGAGGUACAAGGAUAAUAUCUAGCUUUAAUUACCCGGGACCCCUAGUUCUGUGGUUAGGAGUUGGGAUAACAAUCUCCAAGCUAACUUGACUAAGAGCUUUAUUAUGACUAGCCACUACUUAAACUGUAACCACCUAAAGAUUUGGGACAAUACAUCAUCUCCAAAGAAACAAACGACCACCCCCUACCUUCAUCUUUUAAUCCAUUUCAAAACCUAACAUUGAUCAGAGUCCAAUUGAUUGAUUACAAGACAUCCAAUACUUAUGAAUAUAACUUAAGACAGACUUAAUAAGAACAGCUCUACGGGCAUGAGACAACAAGGGUAUCUCCCAAAGGCCAAACUUAGGACGGACACGAUAAACAGCCUUAUUCCAAAUGGUUCUUUUUUCCUCGCCACCAGAGGAGUAUCUAGAUAAAGAGAACCGUCCUCCAUUCUGUGGCAGUUUCAUUUUCCUGGCAUCAUCCAGGGGUUUCACAUUGUCAACCUCAAUCAUUUCUUAAUUCAUUAAGAUUCACAUCAAAAUUUUCACAUGUAAAUUUUAUAUGACAUUGAAAAUUUGUAUAUGUAAAUUUUCACACGUUGACAUAUUUCACUGUUUGUUUUCAAGAUGUAAAAUGUGGAGUAAAAGAUAUUCUGAAAAGUAUAAUGCCUUAAGAGGCAACGCAUUGAACAUCUAAUGUCCACAAAUGUACUGAACUUUGCUUUCUCUUGAACCUACAAUCAAGGAAUUGUAGGUAGGGGACAAGGAAGAAAAAAGAAAAAAGAAGAUUAAGAAGUGGAGAAACCAUGUUAAAAGUAUAAAUCUAGCUCCAAAGGUUUUCUAUGUAUAGGCAACGAACUUCAAAGUCCAGAUAUGCAUUUUCAAUUGUUCUACGACCCAAAACCAGUAGAGAAACUAUGGGGAAUAACCCCAGCUUUCCCCAUUUCAUGGCUUAGAUGUAGAAGUUGGGAGAGAGAAACAAAAGAAGAAUCCAUAAAACAACUCAGAGAGAAGACCUGGAGAGAGAUUCCUUUGAUGGAUGGCUUGACUUUAUCUACAAGUUCGUUUCAAGUUCGUGCUCCACCACUCUAUGACAGACUCUUGAGUAGCUCAAAAACAUGCAUCACAAUGCUUGGAACAUGUAUACUCAUUAAAGCACUUGGAAGAGCAUAAUAGCUUUUUCACACACAAAUAAAAUGUAAAUUAAAAAUAAAAACUAUUAAAAAUCAUAGAUUGUACUCGUGGCAUCCUUUGCCUCAACACUUUCAACAUAAAUUCUUUGAGUAGAGGAACCAAUUAGUAAUCCCCAAGCUAAUAUGUUGACCUAUGUCGUCUUCUUCAAUUUCAUGAUUUCAUUUUUGAACUUUGAAAAUUCCGAGUGGUUUGCGUGUAAGGCUCUAUUCCUGGAAAGAAAUCCCUAUAAUGGAAUCUGAAUAUUUAACUUGGUGAACUCGGGUAGAGGAUGUAUGAUCGAGAAUCCGAACCACUCUAAAUAGCUUGUGUA